This is a messenger RNA of Dioscorea cayenensis subsp. rotundata (Guinea yam), 3833 nucleotides long. RefSeq names its product DNA polymerase delta catalytic subunit. The record is from RefSeq and is a predicted model, not a curated record. Lineage: Eukaryota; Viridiplantae; Streptophyta; Magnoliopsida; Dioscoreales; Dioscoreaceae. The transcript has 30 exons. The coding region runs from base 97 to 3408 and encodes 1103 amino acids. Gene Ontology annotation, cellular component: delta DNA polymerase complex. Gene Ontology annotation, biological process: DNA replication proofreading; base-excision repair, gap-filling; DNA-templated DNA replication. Gene Ontology annotation, molecular function: 3'-5'-DNA exonuclease activity; DNA-directed DNA polymerase activity; nucleotide binding.
CACUCAAUCCCCAAAUCCGAUCUCCCGCUCUCGGCCUCUCUCUCUCUCUCUCUCUCUCUCUCUCCGUUCUCCGUCCCCAAUUUCCGAUCCUCUCCGAUGAGUGGCACCAGCAGUAAGCGCCGCGGCCCUCCGGCCGCCGGCGCCUCCGCUCCAUCCAAGCGAUUCCAAGGAAACAAUGCCGGCAGCCAUAACCCUAGCCCCUCGGCUCAGCAGCCUAGGCCGGCGGCGAUCGAGGAUGAGAUGAUGGACGAGGACGUCUUCCUCGAAGAGUCCAUCAUGAUGCAUGAAGAGGACGAGGAGGCCCUCCUCCUUCUCCGUGACGAAGCCCUCGCGUCCCGCCUCUCUCGAUGGAAGCGCCCUCCUCUUCCUUUUUCGUUCACACCCUCCUCCAAUUCGAUCAUUUUCCAGCAGCUAGAGAUCGAUUAUGUGAUAAGUGAGAGCCACAAGGAGCUGCUGCCCAACUCCUUUGGCCCCGCUGCGAUUCUCAGGAUCUUUGGUGUCACAAGAGAAGGGCACAGUGUGUGCUGCCAUAUCCAUGGAUUCGAACCAUACUUCUACAUUACCUGCCCUGCAGGGAUGGGGCCUGAUGACGUUUCGAUGUUCCAACAAACUCUCGAAGGAAGGAUGAGAGAGUCGAAUAGGAAUACCAAUGUUCCGAAGUUUGUCCGGCGAGUUGAGAUGGUGCGGAAGAAGAGCAUCAUGUAUUAUCAGGCAAAGGACCCACACAUUUUUCUCAAAAUUGUGGUUGCUUUACCAACAAUGGUCGCUAGCUGUCGAGGCAUUCUUGAGAAGGGCAUACAAAUUGAAGGCCUUGGUUCAAAGUGUUUCAUUACAUAUGAAAGCAACAUACUUUUUGCUCUACGUUUCAUGAUAGAUUGUGGCAUUGUUGGUGGCAAUUGGAUUGAGGUCCCUGCAGGAAAGUACAAAAUGACAACCAAGAGCAUCUCUUAUUGUCAGCUAGAAGUAGAUUGCUUGUAUUCUGAAUUGAUAAGUCAUGCCCCCGAAGGGGAAUUCUCUAAAAUGGCACCGUUUCGGAUAUUGAGUUUUGAUAUUGAGUGUGCUGGUCGUAAAGGACUUUUUCCUGAGCCUAGUCAUGAUCCAGUGAUUCAGAUUGCCAAUUUAGUCACCCUUCAAGGCGAUGACAAGCCUUUUGUUCGUAAUGUCAUGACCCUCAAGUCAUGCUCGUCAAUUGUGGGGGUUGAUGUGAUGUCAUUUGAAACAGAAAGAGAUGUCUUGGUUGCUUGGAGAGAUUUCAUUCGUGAGGUGGACCCCGAUAUUAUAAUUGGGUAUAAUAUAUGCAAGUUUGAUUUGCCGUAUCUAAUUGAGAGAGCUGAGGCUCUUAAGAUAGGUGAGUUUCCGAUUUUGGGUCGCAUUAGAAACAGCCGAGUUCGUGUUCGUGAUACAACAUUUUCUUCCAGACAGUAUGGGGUGAGAGAAAGCAAGGAAGUGACAAUCGAGGGGAGGGUUCAGUUUGAUCUUCUUCAGGCUAUGCAAAGGGAUUACAAGCUCAGUUCCUAUUCUUUGAACUCUGUUUCUGCACACUUUCUAGGAGAGCAAAAAGAGGAUGUUCACCAUUCGAUAAUAUCUGAUCUGCAAAAUGGAAACUCAGAAACAAGAAGGCGGCUUGCUGUCUAUUGCUUGAAGGAUGCUUAUCUUCCCCAGAGGCUUUUAGACAAGUUGAUGUAUGUUUAUAACUAUGUGGAGAUGGCAAGAGUUACUGGUGUACCUAUUUCUUUUCUGCUUUCUAGAGGGCAGAGCAUUAAGGUCCUUUCUCAACUUCUUAGAAAAGCAAAGCAAAAAAACCUUGUCAUUCCAAAUAUUAAAGGACAGGGAUCUGGACAAGAUACUUUUGAGGGUGCAACUGUCUUAGAGGCAAAGGCAGGAUUUUAUGAGAAGCCCAUUGCAACAUUGGACUUUGCUUCUCUAUACCCAUCGAUCAUGAUGGCGUACAACCUUUGCUAUUGUACUUUGGUGACAUCAGAGGAUGCCCGCCAGCUCAAUUUGCCCGCAGAUAGUUACAAUAAAACUCCAUCUGGUGAAAUAUUUGUCAAGUCUGAUCUACAAAAGGGUAUACUGCCAGAAAUCCUUGAAGAGCUGUUAGCUGCUCGAAAAAGAGCGAAAGCAGAUCUGAAGGAAGCCAAAGAUCCAUUGGAAAGGGCCGUGCUGGAUGGGCGUCAGCUUGCUUUAAAAAUAAGUGCAAACUCUGUUUAUGGAUUCACUGGAGCUACCAUUGGUCAAUUGCCAUGCUUAGAAAUUUCUUCGAGUGUCACAAGCUAUGGGAGACAGAUGAUCGAGCACACAAAGAAGCUUGUUGAAGAGAAGUUUACAACAAUGGGUGGAUAUGAUUAUAAUGCAGAAAUUGUAUAUGGAGACACUGAUUCUGUGAUGGUACAAUUUGGUGUUUCAACUGUGGAAUCUGCAAUGAAAUUAGGAAGAGAGGCGGCAGAUUACAUUAGUGGAACUUUCAUAAAGCCCAUUAAAUUGGAGUUUGAAAAGGUUUAUUACCCAUACCUACUGAUUAGCAAGAAGAGAUAUGCUGGAUUGUACUGGACAAAUCCUGAUAAAUUUGAUAAAAUGGACACUAAAGGCAUUGAAACAGUCAGAAGAGACAACUGUUUACUGGUAAAGAACUUGGUAAAUGAGUGUCUUCACAAAAUUUUGAUAGAUCGAGAUGUUCCUGGUGCCGUACAAUAUGUCAAAAACACCAUCUCUGAUCUUCUUAUGAAUCGCAUGGAUCUAUCUCUUUUGGUUAUAACAAAAGGUUUGACAAAAAUGGGAGAUGAUUAUGCUGUAAAAGCUGCACAUGUGGAACUUGCUGAACGCAUGCGUAAGAGAGAUGCUGCUACUGCACCAAAUGUGGGAGAUCGUGUUCCAUAUGUGAUAAUUAAAGCUGCAAAAGGCGCCAAGGCUUAUGAGAAAUCAGAGGAUCCAAUAUAUGUUUUGGAGAAUAACAUUCCAAUAGACCCUCAGUAUUACCUUGAAAACCAAAUUAGUAAGCCACUUUUGAGAAUAUUUGAGCCUAUUUUGAAAAAUGCAAGUAAGGAGCUUCUUCGUGGAAGUCACACCAGAGCUGUAUCUAUUUCAACUCCUUCAAAUAGUGGUAUAAUGAAGUUUGCCAAGAAACAGCUCAGUUGCCUUGGGUGCAAAACUGUAAUCAGUGGUGAGAACCAAACACUCUGCUCACACUGCAAAGGAAGAGAAGCAGAACUCUAUUGCAAAACAGUUACAAAUGUUGCGGAUUUAGAGAUGCUCUUUGGAAAGUUGUGGACACAGUGCCAAGAAUGCCAAGGCUCUCUUCACCAAGAUGUGCUAUGUACAAGUCGGGAUUGCCCAAUAUUUUAUCGGAGAAAGAAGGCACAGAAGGACAUGGCAGAAGCCAGAAUGCAGCUAGAUCGAUGGAACUUUUGAUCUUUCUAGAACUUCAUUUACGCCUGUGGCAUUCUUCUCCAGAGGCUCAAGUUUAUCACCUGAAAAAUAUGUGAUGGUUUUUUUUUAAGUGGUCACGAAAGCUUCGCAUAGACUGGGCUGAUGAAAGAAGAUAAAACAUCACUAUUAUCACGGAAGCCUGGUUUGGGGAAUUAACAUGCUUCCUGCUUCCGGUUGAGAAAACUAAGAGAUGACGUUGUGAGGUUUUCAGGUGAGAUAGAUCUAGGUUCAAGUUUGGUUGUGCUUCUGAGAUCUUUAUAUUCUCUCAAGCUAGUAAGGAAGGAAGCACUUAUCAGCAGUCAUCUUAUCAAGGUAAGUUAGUGUUUUGAUUAUGGAUGUAUAUAUUACUCAGUUAGCUUAUUUUUCCAUCCCAUCAUGUGUUGCAAACUUGAUAUCCUCUGCUGUUG